Drosophila ananassae is the source of this 1055-nucleotide messenger RNA. Its product is annotated as IgA FC receptor-like. The record is from RefSeq and is a predicted model, not a curated record. The transcript has 2 exons. Lineage: Eukaryota; Metazoa; Arthropoda; Insecta; Diptera; Drosophilidae. The coding region runs from base 199 to 825 and encodes 208 amino acids.
UUAUUUAUUUCUAAAUAAAAUAUUUUAAAAUAGUGUUAGGAGCCAACACUUUAGGGGAACCCUAAAAAAUAGUAUAUAUUUAAUAGUAUUGCCCAACUGUCACUUGUCUGGCUGCCAAAAUCACUAUCAUUUGACAGCGAGUGAAAGUAGAACGUCUUGUGAAGAAAAAAUAAGUGAAAAAAUCAUAAAAUCUCUACAAUGUCGGAAAUUAAGAAACAGGAAUCGUCGAAUAAGAAGGCCACCGAGGUCUCUCACAACUUGGAGUCCAGUGAGGACAUUUUCCAGGACCUGCAAGUCCACAGAGGCUCUGAGUUCUAUGGAGUUCUAAUGGAAUUCGCACAAAACAUUGCUGAGGAACGUAUUUAUGCCGACUACCGUUUGGCUCAAGCGGCUAUGAAUGAAGGCCAGAAUUCGACUUUAUUUAACGAUUUGCGGGAAGAUGUCGGUCAAGAUGAACUCGAUUGGGAUGUAGAUCUCGAAGCAGAGGAGUAUUCUGUAGUUGGAGAGGCUCAUAACAAGAAGGAUGACUCGGUGUUUUUGGUGCCAGCCACUCCGAAAAAGGGUUCCCGUACACGACCCGACAGCCCUGUUCCGUUUGUGCCCCGAAAGUCACGUCGAUUGGCUUCCCUUGGACCCUUGGAGGCUGAUGAUAUUCUAUUAACUUCCCGGGGCAACAAUGGGACAUCGCCAACGGCAUCUCCAACUCGGAACAGACGCACCCCAAAAGCGCCACAAACUCCAAGGGCUCAGACAACUCCAAAAACUCCACGAGCUCCGAGAGCACCACGAACUCCAAAGACUCCUGCAAGGCCAAGGAAGAAAUAAAUAUAAUCCUCUUUUUUUUUUUUGGAAUUAAUUGGCUAAGAAAUUCUAUAAGAAAUAAAAACUCUACGGCGAUGAUUGAUGAUGGUAAUUGUUAUUUAACAAGUGCCUAGUGAUUGAUGGAUGGAAAAAGGACGAAAUUUUAUAAAGAAAUUUCAGUUUCAAUUUAAAUUUUCUGGUGACAGUACCAAAGAGUUGUCAGUCAGAGCAAAUUGCUUGGCAGCUAGCCGAUA